GAAAACAACCCGCUUCUCGGCCCUCCUGCCACCCUUCUCCCCCUCUCCAUUUCUUUCCGCUUUAGCGAAAGUCCUCCCUCCCUGUCCUGCCCGCCCAAACCCUAACCCCCCGGUCCCAGAGAUCGUCGCCGAGGGAUCAAGAACCAGCCAUGGCUGAGGGCUUCGAGGACAAAUUGGCCUAUUUUCAGGCCAUCACCGGCCUCGACGACCCCGAUCUCUGCGCCGAGAUCCUUUCCGCCCACAACUGGGAUCUCGAGCUCGCCAUCUCCGCCUUCACCUCCUCCUCCAAUCCCUCUUCCUCCACCAAUCCCGCCGCCUCCGCUGCUGACGUCGAUGGUGGCGGUGGUUCCAAUCCGGCCGAGUCCUCUCUCGCUCGCCAAGAUUCCGGCAACCCCGCUGCGCCCGGCCUCGCCUGGAAGCUCAUCACCCUCCCCUUCUACGUCGUCUCAGGCGGCAUCGGCCUCAUUACCGGCGCCGUCGGCAUCGGCGUCUGGAUCGCCGGUGGCGUCCUCUCCCGCUCGCUUAACCUUCUCGGCCUCGCCGCACCACGCGGAGCCGACGCCGACCGGCUGAUCCCCGUCUCGGCGUCUACUGCCGAGGCCGUGGACUUCGUCGCGGCCUUCGAGAGGGACUUUGGAGGGGCCGGCGCUGGGAUCCGAUUCGUGGCGGAGGGGUUCAUGGACGCGCUUCAGCGGUCCCAGCGGGAGUACAAGCUUUUGUUCGUGUACCUGCAUUCGCCGGACCAUCCGGACGUGCCGACCUUCUGCUCGGGAAGCCUCUGUUUGGCUCCAGUGGCAGCGUUUGUGAACGAGAACUUUGUGGCUUGGGGCGGGAGCAUAAGGAGGACAGAAGGGUUCAAGAUGAGCAACAGCCUCAAGGCAUCUCGGUUCCCCUUCUGUGCCGUGGUCAUGGCCUCUACCAACCAGCGCAUUGUUCUCCUCCAGCAGAUUGAGGGACCCAAGUCUUCUGAAGAAAUGCUUGCAAUCCUUCAACGGGUGAUAGAAGAGUGUACACCAUCUCUAGUUGCAGCAAGGCUUGAGGCGGAAGAACGGAGAAACAACCAGCGCCUGAGAGAAGAGCAAGAUGCUGCAUAUAGAGCUGCGCUUGAAGCUGAUCAAGCUAGAGAGCGUCAGAGGAAAGAAGAACAAGAGAGGUUGGAGAGAGAAGCAGCAGAGGCUGAGAAGAAGCACAAGGAGGAAGAAGAGGCUAGGGAAAGAGCAGCUCGUGAAGCUGCUGAGAAAGAAGCUGCACUAGCUAGACGGCGGCAAGAGAAAGCGAUGUCACUUGGCGUUGAACCUGAAAAAGGGCCGGAUGUUACACAAGUUCUUGUCCGAUUUCCUACUGGAGAGCGCAAGGAAAGGAGGUUCCACAGUUCAGUUACGAUCAGCUCCCUCUACGACUAUGUUGAUUCUUUGGAUUGCUUAAAAGCUGAGAGAUACAGCCUGGUUUCAAACUUCCCACGCGUCUCCUAUGGUCCAGAAAAGCAUUCGCUGACGUUAAAAGAAGCAGGUUUGCAUCCACAAGCAAGCCUGUUUGUUGAAGUGGACUCAUGAUCUGCAUUAGGAGGGGAUGAGGUCCGGGUGGUUAAACCUGAAGUUUUAUGCUCACUGUAGAUAUUCCUUUUACUUCCUUUUAAUACAAGGAAAGUAGAGGAAAGUACUUCACUGUGUGAACAUUCCCUGAUAUACUGUCCUCUGUAACUUUAGGUUAUCUUGUCGAUCCAUUAAUAAUCCUUAUGAAGAUUUCAAUUCACCGUUUUUCCGUCUUGUGCAAUAAAGUGACUUUGGAAUGCAUAGGAU
Molecule: messenger RNA, 1799 nt
Organism: Elaeis guineensis (African oil palm)
Lineage: Eukaryota; Viridiplantae; Streptophyta; Magnoliopsida; Arecales; Arecaceae
Product: plant UBX domain-containing protein 10
Biological process (GO): ERAD pathway
Cellular component (GO): endoplasmic reticulum
Molecular function (GO): ubiquitin binding
Source: RefSeq, a predicted model, not a curated record